AAAGCAACUCCAAUGUCAUUUCUUGCCUGCUUCUUUAUGCUAAUCAGCCUAGCCCACUCGGCUCCUCCCCCUUCCAGCCUCCCUUAAGAACUGUUCACUUUCAGCUGUCACAGAGGGUAACUCAGACCAGGCUUAGAAAUCACUUGAUUUAACUCAGGAGCACUUUCUUCCUUUGUGUAUGUGUUACUCUAGCAAUCAUCUCUAUAAAUACUCAGGGCAUGAGAUUUCAUGCCAGCAGAAGGAGUCAACAACUGCAAAACUGUCAUCUGUUAGACAUAGUUAUUUUGCAGGAUUUUCUACUAUUAUAAGUGGGGACAGUUUCAAUGUGUUUUGAAAUGAAAGAAGAAUUAAGUUGUGUUUUUCUCCAAAUGAAUUGUCAUCUUCAUAUGUAGGAGAAGUUACAAGUUGGUAAAUAACUUGAAUUUCAAGAGUCAUGACUAGUAAACACUUGGAAGUUUAUUAGAGAAGUGAAUGUUUUUACAUGCAAGGACGAGAUCUGCUUGUACCUAGAUGCUUCUGGGUGUCGUAUGAAGACCAUUUUAGGUGAUUGGCCGAGGGAAGGAAAUACUCUAGUGAUACUGAAGCCACAGUUGUACUGCCAGUACCAUGUCUGCUAUACAAAGAAAAGGCAGCAGCCACCUGGUCAACAGUUUGCACACCUGUAGACUGAAGCUUCCGGAGGAUCAGCAACAUCAAGAAAAAUCUGUCAUUGCGCAACCAAUAUUUGUUUUUGAAAAGAGAGAACAAACUUUUAAGAGACCUACAGAAGACACCCUGUAUGAAGCAGCAGAGCCUGAAUGUAAUGGGUUUUCAAGAAAGCGCAUCCGGUCUUCAUCUUUUACUUUGCAUACUGCAGAUUCUCAGACCCGAGGAGUGUCAGCCUUGUCCCAGAAGCGACUAAGAUCAUCACCCUUCACGGACCUCCCGACCUUCCCGCCUUCUGGGCCAGUGAAGAAAAAUAAUGUUUUUAUGACAUCAACUUUUGUGCAAAGGAAUAUUGAUACAAACAGUGCAGAACAAGGUCCCAUGAAACAUUCUGAACAUGUUCUAAGACCUGCUAUUUUACAGCCACCUCAAGCUCAAAGGUGUUUAAAAAUUUCUGAGGGAAACUCUUAUUUGCUAAGUGAGAAUUUACCAAGUGCCAGAAUUUCAGUCCAGCUAUCUACUAACCAGAAUGUUUUAGGUGCUACAUCAGUGGGAUUUCAGCCAAAUGAAGAUAAGUAUUCUUUUAAAAGCUGCAGUUCUGAUUUCGUUUUUGGAGAAAACAUGGUAGAAAGAGUUUUGGGUUCUCAAAAACUCACCCAGCCUCAACUUGAAAAUGAUUCAUACAUCAAGGAAAAACUAUUCAAAUUCACUCUAAAGUUUCCAAUCAACUCUCCAAACUCAAGAACAGACGCUAAUGAAAAUAUAACCCUAAUUGAAUCAGCUGCUGCUUUCUCUUCUAAACCAUCAGCAAAAUCUUUGCUGGAGAAAAUUGAUGUUAUAACAGGGGAGGAAGCAGAACACAACGUGUUAAAGAUCAACUGCAAGCUUUUUAUAUUCAACAAAACAGCACAGUCCUGGAUUGAAAGGGGCAGAGGAGCUUUGAGACUGAAUGACGCAACAAGCAGUGAUGGUGGAACAUUCCAGUCAAGACUAAUUAUGCGCAACCAAGGCAGCCUCAGGCUGAUUCUCAAUAGCAAACUCUGGGCUCAAAUGGAGAUUCAAAGAGCAAACCACAAAAAUUUACGAAUAACAGCUACUGAUUUAGAAGAUUAUAACAUCAAAGUGUUUUUAAUUCAGGCCAGUGUCAAAGAUACAGGAUGUCUGUAUACAGCAAUACAUCAUCGUCUUGUUGCACUUCGAAGCUUCGACAAGCAGCAAGAUGUAAAUCAAGCUGAAAGCCAGCCAGAAACAGUCCUCCAGCAAUUUAACUGUGAUAGCUGUGAUGAGGAUGAGGAUGAUUUCAUCCAAGUCACUAAAACUAGAUCAGAUUCUUCCAGGUGGACCCACAGACAGUCAGUUGCCUGUUCAUGAGCGCUACCUACUAUAAAUAUGACAACAUCUACAAAAAGAAAGAACUGAAAAAACUAAGCCAUCCUAACUAAAUGAGAAGAUCCUAUUCAUUCCUUGAGUAGUUUUUAUAGAAAAGGUCAAGAAAUAUAAUUUGUUGCAAUUAAAGGGUUUCUCUUAUGUAGUCUUAUCAUUCUAAGGUUUUAUAUUUUGAUUAUUGUGGAGAAAAUGACAGAAUUUAAGAAAUACAUGUCCUUUAGAAGUUUAAAAUUUAUCAUUUUUGAAGAAGUUAAUUUAGAAUAGGAUUUGGAAUUAAUUUGGACUGUUCAUCACAUUGAUGAAUACUAUAGUUGAAAUUACAAAUUGCUGGAUUUGAUAAAUAACUAAAAUAUUUAUUUUUUUCAGUCAUACAUUGUCUAGCCAUAAAACAAUUCUUUUACAAAAUUUCCAGAGUCAUUUCUUUGAAAAACAUUAUAACUGCAUGAUAACAUUUCAUUAAAUCAUCUUUUUCUUCUGGGAAAUGCAUAUUUUCAUUUAGCCUUUGGAGUUCCUAAUUCUGUAAGAUUAUAUAUUCAUGGUAUGAAUUCCUUUAAAGGUGCACUUGUAUCUAUUGCACCUUAUAUGUGCUUGACUCACAGUCAGCAUCCAAAAGUUGCUGAAGGAAUGAACAAAACCUAUGUAUCAAAACAGUAAGUAUGCAAAAAAUGAAAUAUGUUAACUUGUUGUUUGCUUUAUUUAUGUAAUUAAAUUGUCAUUAAUAUUCUA
Camelus dromedarius (Arabian camel) is the source of this 2757-nucleotide messenger RNA. RefSeq names its product RAN binding protein 3 like (gene RANBP3L). The transcript has 15 exons. The record is from RefSeq and is a predicted model, not a curated record. NCBI's taxonomy places the organism in Eukaryota, Metazoa, Chordata, Mammalia, Artiodactyla, Camelidae. Gene Ontology annotation, cellular component: nuclear pore; cytoplasm. Gene Ontology annotation, molecular function: GTPase activator activity. Gene Ontology annotation, biological process: protein export from nucleus. The coding region runs from base 607 to 2016 and encodes 469 amino acids.